ACAGUAACGAAGAAAGCCACGUCCGUCGGGUGAAGUAGAACACGCGCUUUCGGAAGCGUAGCGGACCACAAAUAGGGUUUUCAUCAAUCGAGAAAGAUCCAGAGCUUUGCGGAGCCGAUUUUGCUGAGAGUUUCUCCUGAGGGUUUCCGCCAUCGAGGAACUUUGGUUGAUUAGAGCAUCAUGGCCAAGCACCAUCCUGAUCUCAUCAUGUGCCGGAAGCAGCCAGGGAUAGCCAUUGGGCGCCUGUGUGAGAAAUGUGAUGGGAAGUGUGUCAUCUGUGAUUCAUAUGUUCGCCCAUGUACUCUAGUUCGUGUCUGCGAUGAGUGCAACUAUGGAUCCUUCCAGGGAAGGUGUGUAAUCUGUGGGGGAGUUGGGAUAUCUGAUGCCUACUACUGCAAAGAAUGUACGCAACAGGAAAAGGACCGUGAUGGCUGCCCCAAGAUUGUUAAUUUGGGAAGUGCCAAGACUGAUCUCUUCUAUGAACGUAAAAAAUAUGGAUUUAAGAAAAGAUGAAUUGUAUCUGAUUUUUGCA
This is a messenger RNA of Musa acuminata AAA Group (dessert banana), 532 nucleotides long. Its product is annotated as PHD finger-like domain-containing protein 5A. Gene Ontology annotation, cellular component: U12-type spliceosomal complex; U2 snRNP; catalytic step 2 spliceosome. The transcript has 2 exons. The coding region runs from base 181 to 513 and encodes 110 amino acids. The record is from RefSeq and is a predicted model, not a curated record. Lineage: Eukaryota; Viridiplantae; Streptophyta; Magnoliopsida; Zingiberales; Musaceae. Gene Ontology annotation, biological process: mRNA splicing, via spliceosome.